AUGGCCGUCGGCGAGGAGGUCAAGCUCUCCAUCUCCGGCGCCGCCCUCGCGGCGCUCCUCCACCGCUGCGGGGCCGCCGCGGGUGACUGCGACGGCCUCCUCUUCGGCCGCGCCCACCGCCCCCCUCCGCCGGCUCCCACCCUCUCCGACUACGACGACCAAGCCCCCGCCGCCCCGUGCCUUUUCAUCUCAAUCUCCGGCCACUCCUCCCUCUCCCACCCCUGCUCCCUCUCAGAUCCCCUCGGCCGCCCCAACCCGCCGCCACCCUCCUCCCCUUGCCCCCUCGGCUUCUUCUCGUCCCGCCGGCGCACCCCUCUCCGCGCCUCCAUGCGCGAGCACGCCCUCGCGUGCUCCCUGUCCAAAACCCUAUCGCCCCUCACCCACCCGCUCCUCUUCAUCCUUGUCUCCCCCUCCGCUUCCGACGACCUCUCCACCCACUCCUUCGACUACCGCGCUUUCCUCCUCGUCGGAUCCCGCCUCGUCCCGACCUCGCUCACCGUCGUCAACGUCGGCCCCGGCUUCCGGGACCAGUACCACUCCUUCGCCCCGGAGUCGCCCUUCCCGUUGCUGACGACUCAGCCGCCGCCGGCGGCGCCCCAAGCAGAGGAUGCUUACAGCAUUGGGGAGCAGAAGGCCGUCGAUGCGAUGGUGGACGGGUUUGGGCUGGGGAGGCUGCAAGGGCUCGUCUGCGCUGCAGCUGGGCAGGCGGCGGAGAUGGAUAGCAUGUAUGCCGGGAUGCUCCAUAGGAUGGAGAAGCUCGCAAGGGAGGUGGAGAAGAGCAAUCACCGCGUGCUCGACCAGGAAAAGCGGAACCUGGUGCUGAGGUACAAGACAGCGGGACUGCAACUGCAAUAA
Triticum turgidum subsp. durum (durum wheat) is the source of this 855-nucleotide messenger RNA. The record is from the annotation of a GenBank genome assembly. NCBI's taxonomy places the organism in Eukaryota, Viridiplantae, Streptophyta, Magnoliopsida, Poales, Poaceae.